Impatiens glandulifera is the source of this 933-nucleotide messenger RNA. Its product is annotated as F-box protein FBW2-like. The record is from RefSeq and is a predicted model, not a curated record. NCBI's taxonomy places the organism in Eukaryota, Viridiplantae, Streptophyta, Magnoliopsida, Ericales, Balsaminaceae. The transcript has 2 exons. The coding region runs from base 1 to 933 and encodes 310 amino acids.
AUGGAAGAGGAUCAUGUUAAUGAUCAUCGUGGUUGGGACCAGCUAUUGCCAGACACACUUGGUUUAAUCUUUUGUAAACUCUCUUUAAAAGAAUUGCUCACCGUGGUUCCAAUAGUGUGUAAAUCAUGGGACAAAGUGGUGAAAGGGCCAUUUUGCUGGCAAGAGAUAGAUAUUCUAGAUUGGUGUAACAAUGAAUUCUCGCCCGAGAAAAUCGAUAGAAUGGUCCGAAUGCUCAUCACAAGGAGCGGAGGUUCUUUAAGAAAGCUCUACGUUUGUCGACUACAAGGCGAUCCAAUAUUCUCCUUCAUUGCCGACAACGCGCGUUGUCUUCAGAUACUAGUAUGUGCAGGAAGUGAUAUGAGCAAUGAUGUUAUAGAAAUGACUGCCGGAAAAUUCUCUUCCUUGACCUCAUUGGAUUUGAGUUAUUGCCUCCAUAUAGGUGACCGAGCUCUCGAGGCCAUCGGUAAGAAUUGUCGGUUACUUUCGUCUCUAAGGAGAAAUAUGUACAUGUUCCACAUGGAAACAUUCCAUAACGAGGAAGCUAGGGCCAUUGCUGGCACAAUGCGAAAGUUGAAGCAUUUGGAGAUAAGAAACUUCCGGGUGGAAACAAAUGCUGUGUUAGAGAUCAUUGCCAAGUGUGGUGAUUUGGAAUUGUUGGAUGUAAGGGGUUGCCACAAUCUUAAUAUUGAUCACUUGAAACUAAAAAACAAGUUCCAUAAUUUGAUGAUUUUGGGCCCUUGUUUGGAUUUGGAAUCAUUCAUUGCUUUUUUAAAUAGAAAUUGGGUUGAACAAUUCAAUACUUAUAUCAGACGUUUUAACCGUCAUGAGAUGUUUAAGAAUGAUAAUGAUGAUGGUCAUGUUCAUGUUCAUACUUGGGUGAUGCCUCCUACACUUGUUGAGCAUUAUUUGAAUAGUUUUCUUAUGCUUCUAUAA